AUGAAUAUGAAAACGCGGAUACAACAACAUCAAAUGCCAUCGACAGGGACGAGAAGAACGACCACGGCACGAUAUGCAGUUUCUUCAAGAAGAGCAACACAAAUAAGAUCAAUUAAUAUGACUCCAUUUGCCUCCAUCUCGAUGCUGAGUAGUCGUACUCUGCACGCGUGCUCAGGAAGAGAACGAGAACGAGAAAAAAAAAUCAAUGCGAGAAGAAGUAACCAAAACAAGAUAUCGUCACUGAUUUGUAAAGCAGAGUCGUCCUCUCCAGAAACAAAUGAAGCACCGCCCGUGAACGUGAAGUCAAAAGAUGACUCGACCGUGAUGAUGAGCACUCCAAACAAGGAAUCUGAAAGCGGAGUAAUCCCACGACCUCCUUUAAAAGUUGCUGCUGCUUUGGCGCUGGUAGGAUCCUUAGAGUCAACGUAUCUCGCCGUGCAAAAGCUGUCCGGAGGUGACGUGGUCUGCCCCGUUGGUGGCUGUCAAACGGCUUUGAACUCGUCGUACGCUGAACUUUUUGGCCAACCCCUUUCAUUAUACGGCGCCGUGGCUUAUUUUGUCGUAGCACUCCUCGCGUUCUCGGGAUCGAGCAUCAAUCCGGAGGAAUCUAGAGAGUCGGAAAGUAAAUACAAGAAAUCUCGGGUACUGUUCUUUCUCAGUACGUGUGGAUUGGCUGGAGUUUCUUCGUACCUUCUGUAUGUCCUGGCGGUAAAGCUUGGAGGCGUCGAAUGCAUAUACUGUUUAACUUCGGCUUCGAUAUCCUAUGCCUUGUUUUCCAUUGGCUUCUCUGGAUUAACUCCGAAAGAAACAGUGAACGCCUCACCACCUGCAGUAUCACUUUUCUUCGUCACUAUGCUCUCUUUGAGUUUAGUCUUGGGAUUUGGAGCGGAUAAAGCAGACGAAGGAGGGGAGUCUCAAUUUUUAUCCUAUAAAACUCCGCGAAUCGAGGCAGUGUCCACGCAGUACUCGCGAGAGCUUGCAAAGUAUUUAAAAGAGUCCGGAGCAAAAAUGUAUGGCGCGUUUUGGUGCAGCCACUGCUUGGACCAAAAAGAAGAGUUUGGAAAAGAUACGGAGCUUCCUUAUGUAGAAUGCUUCCCAGAGGGUUGGCAAAAAGGAACCGAGAUAGCGAAAGUCUGCGCGGACGCGAAAGUGAAAGGGUUUCCAACCUGGGUAAUUAACGGCAAGACUGUAGAGGGCGACAAAACUUUGGAAGAGCUCGCGAAGGAAAGCGGGUUCAAAACGCAAACGCCUUUUGAAAGUCCAAGUUCGGAAAGUUCGAGCUCUAUUCCAGAUUUUCUCCAAUAA
Molecule: messenger RNA, 1305 nt
Organism: Bathycoccus prasinos
Lineage: Eukaryota; Viridiplantae; Chlorophyta; Mamiellophyceae; Mamiellales; Bathycoccaceae
Exons: 1
Coding region: 1-1305 (434 amino acids)
Molecular function (GO): oxidoreductase activity
Source: RefSeq, a predicted model, not a curated record